AUACGAAUGCUUCAUAAAAUGAGCUAAAAUCCAUAUUUUAAAUUGAUCAGUUUGUAAACAAUGGAACAUUUUGGUGAAACGAAGACGAACGAAAUUCGACAUUUACAUGACUUUUGUUUAACUGGAUGAGAUUAACCAAAGAAAUGAAAAAAAGUUAAAUCAAUUACAAUUGAACAGAAACUUAAUUGGUGGUGAUUAAAAUGUAAAAACAGUAACUUUAUUCAACAGAUUCUGUUCAACAGUGUCUCAUAUUGAACCCGGUUAAUUCAAAUUAACCGUUUGCGGUUCACACUACCGCUUAUAAUAAUUCUUAUUAUUAUAAACUUAUUAACAAUUUGAUCUUUUCAUUCAUCUAAUUAAAAAUAAAUCAUUAAUUUUUUCUUUCCACGUGGUCUAUUACGACUUCAUUAGCCAUCAAUAUCUUUUUUUCAAGCCUUUGGUAAGGCUCAUUUUCCCUUUUCGUAUUUUCAUCAGCAAUUAUUUUAUCAACCUUUCUAUUUCCAGGUAUUCCUGAAUCACUUAUAUUCAUACUAAAUUCAAAUAAAUUUAGAAGUUUUUUAAAAGUUAUCAUUCAAAUUAACCAAUUUUACACAACAAAAAAAUUAAAUUGUCACCGGGAAAUGAGAAACUUUCGCCAUCUAGUGAUCUGGAUUUUUUCUUUUUAAAUCAACAAUUGAUUAAUGAGAGUCAAUUUAUUCCAGUUUAUGAAAAUUUAUUCUUUCUUUAGAAUUUUCAUUUAUUUUCUAGAAAUAAUUAAAUUUGUAACAAUGGAAUUGGGUGAUUUACCUUACGAUUGUUUAUCGUAUAUAUUUGAUUGUUUUUCGAAUUUAAAACUGCUUUUGAAUCUGUCAACAGUUUGUAAGCAAUGGAACAUUUUGGUGAAACAGAGAUUGAAAAAAAUUCGACAUUUACAUGUUGCUAAUGAAUCCUAUUUAUCCCGUGUCCGUUUUUCAUCUGACAAUCACAUCUACACGGAUGAUGUUGGAUUAAUGGAGAGAGUUAAUGUCUCUCAGUUUUUACCGAACCUCAAGUUUUUAUCCCUGAGUCCUGUUCAUGGUGACAAAUGUACUGGUAAAAUGAUGGUCAAUAUUUUGUCAACAACAGCGAACCCGCUGGUUGGAUUUAAGUGUGACACUCAAUGUUGUUCAAGCAAUAUAGUCCAACACUCUGGUCAAGUCCAUGUCGAUGAGAUUGUUAAACACUGUGGCAGUCUCGAGUAUAUGAAUAUAUUGGAUGAAGAUUUUCUUGAAAGUUAUUUCUUUAAAUAUAAAUUCGGACAAAAUUUGAAACACUUUGACUGUUAUUUCAUAUGGUACAUCGAUGAUGAGGAAGAUGAAGAUGAAGAUGAAGAUGUGGAUUAUGAUUCCAGAUUUGAAGAAAUAAAUUUAUUAUGUCGCUACCUAAAGCAAAUGCCAAAUCUUGAAGUUCUGAAUCUGGGAAAACCACUAAUUGAACCUCGUCUUUGGCCUUUACCAAAAAUGAAACUGAAAGAGAUUCGAUUCGAAGACAUAAGAUCGAGUUCGUCAGUCUUCCAGUUCUUGCCUUUGUUUCCUGAUUUACGAACUAUCCGUUUGGAUAUUCUUGAAGUCAAGGAUAAAGGUUUUUCUGAUUCGUAUACGCAUCUGAAUGUUCAAGAUGUAGUUUUGGACAUAUACGAACAAGACUCACCCGUCGGAUUACUGAAUCCAAUUAAAAGUAUUUUGGUCAAGUUCCCUAAUUGUACAAACCUGUACAGCGAUUUCCUACGGACGAUAACUAAAGAAGAUCUUAUCGAGAUAAUCAAAAUCUUGCCGAAUUUAACUCUUAUUGUCUUGAAUAGGAAGAAUUGUGGAGAUGCAAAUACUAUUGAGACACUCGAUAAGUUCUGUAAAUCAGUCGGUCGAAGAAUAAAUUUUAUCUUGUAUGGCGAUUGCCGAACAAGUGAUCCAAGACGGACUCGCUCAUAUACUCACUUUGCAUUGAACGAAGAUGUUGCGAGGCCUUUAAAGAUCGAUAAUGAAUUCUUACAAAACAUCAAAGCUUACCUUUCAGACCCUUGAAUCUAAUUAAAAGUAUUAUGAUCAAGUUCCUUAAUUGUACAAACGUUUGCAUUCAGUUCAUGGAAAGGUUUUCGAUAACUAAUGAAGAUUUGAUCAAAAUUCUGCCGAAUUUAACUCUUUUUUAUCUUGGAUAUUUAAAACGUGGGGGAUGCAAAUACUAAAUGUAUUGAUACAAUUGAUAAAUACUUUAAAUCAACAGGUCGUUGAAUAUCCUUUUACUUGCUUCGCGAUAAUGCACAUGGAAAUUGCACACUUAG
This is a messenger RNA of Panonychus citri (citrus red mite), 2296 nucleotides long. RefSeq lists its product as uncharacterized. Gene Ontology annotation, molecular function: protein binding. The record is from RefSeq and is a predicted model, not a curated record. The transcript has 8 exons. Bases 681 to 2039 code for a protein of 452 amino acids. NCBI's taxonomy places the organism in Eukaryota, Metazoa, Arthropoda, Arachnida, Trombidiformes, Tetranychidae.